AAACAACAACAUCCGGUUUAAAUAUACUGAGAAGAAACAAAAAACAAAUGAGAUUUAGAUUCCAGAUCUACAUUACUUAAUCUAUCUUAUACUAUAGUUAUAGUCUAGGUCUCGAUAUCUACGAACUAGAAUCUAGAUCUACUUGUCUCUAGUCUAGGCUCAGAUGUAUUGAUUAUGGAUAUACUUAAAGCUGAAAUAGAAAGAAAAAAGCGUCAGCUUGAAGAAAAUAAUUUACUAAAAGAUCCAAAAAAGAAAUACUUUAAGCGAGCAGAGUUGGCAACUAAACAAGCUGAAGAGUAUUGGAAGAAACAAAGCAGUAUAGUCAAGUCAGAUAAUACUGCUCAGAUAGCUGAUGGUGAAGACAGACUUAAAGUCAAUGGUGAAGUUAAAUCAGACAGACACUCCCUAUUACCAAGGAAAGAGGUAAUUAGAAAGCUCAGAGAACGUAAUGAACCCAUACGGUUGUUUGGUGAGGAUGAUUUCGAUGCAUAUAAAAGAUUGAAGAAACUAGAAACCUCAGAGCCGGACAUCAAGAAUGAAGGUUAUUCCAAUGACUUCCAAGCAGCUAUGGAAAAAGUGGAUCAGGAUUAUCUGAAUGAAAUAAUUCAAUCUACUGGUGAAGAAGAUCAAAACAAAUCCAACGAUGUAUCUGUUAAGGAUGAUGGGACAACUCUUGAAGAUGUCGCUCGAAUGCGACAAGAACUAGGUCAAGGUGAUAAAGAUAAGGACCAUGAAAUAGUUUUAAGGUUUUUCAAGUUUGUCCUUAAAAAGUGGGGUGAGCAGCUGAACACAAGACCAGAAGAAGACAAGAGAACAAUAAAAGGUAAAAUGGCCAGCGCCACACAUUCACAGACAGUUUCCUAUCUCAAACCUCUGUUCAGAAAAUUAAAGUACAAGGAUGUAGAUGAAGGCUUGCUGGGCAGUAUUGUAGAAAUAGUUCAACAUAUGAUGGAUCGCAAUUACAUUAAGGCCAAUGAUUCUUAUUUAGAAAUGGCCAUUGGCAAUGCACCCUGGCCCAUUGGUGUAACUAUGGUUGGCAUUCAUGCUCGUACUGGUCGUGAAAAGAUUUCAUCUCGCUAUGUUGCUCAUGUGCUUAAUGACGAGACACAAAGAAAAUAUAUUCAGGCUGUAAAAAGAUUAAUGACUCAGUGCCAGAACCUCUUCCCCACAGAUCCAUCCAGAAGUUAUAACUAUUUAAGGACAACUAACAAAUGAAAUACCAUUCAGAAGUUUUGCUUAAUGACACUAUAUUUUUAGACAGAUCUGUGAAAUUAAUUCUGAUUCCUUUUUUUUUUUUUUGUACAGUUAACCAAUUAUUAAAGAGUCAUUAUGUUUUAAAAUCUAAUAUUUUCUAUCCUUCUUUACAUUGUAUGUCCAAUGCCUGGAAAAUAUUGCACAGCAGGCUUUACACUGGAAGCCUUUGGGCUGAGAGACAAAAUCAAACAUGGAGUUCAGUAAAACAAGAAGCACAGAUGGCAGGAUGGACAUGGAUCCAAGUGAGGGGAAUUACCCAGAACACAGUCUAAUGACAAAUACUGUAACUGGGAGUCAAAAGGGAUUAACUUAAAAACAUGUUUUUAAA
Messenger RNA from Biomphalaria glabrata, 1582 nucleotides. Its product is annotated as pre-mRNA-splicing factor 18-like. Gene Ontology annotation, biological process: generation of catalytic spliceosome for second transesterification step; RNA splicing. NCBI's taxonomy places the organism in Eukaryota, Metazoa, Mollusca, Gastropoda, Planorbidae. The coding region runs from base 175 to 1215 and encodes 346 amino acids. The record is from RefSeq and is a predicted model, not a curated record. The transcript has 10 exons. Gene Ontology annotation, cellular component: U5 snRNP; U4/U6 x U5 tri-snRNP complex; U2-type post-spliceosomal complex.